AACAGAACAAUGAACAAGAGCUUCGUUCCCAAGCAUGAUAUAUAAGCACCGUGGACAACUUAGGGAGGAAAAACAUUGUGUGAAGCUUCUCAGAGCAAUGGAUAGUGAACAAUCACCACUCAACAUUUACUUCAUUCCUUUCCUAGCACCAGGCCAUCUCAUCCCUCUCUGCAACAUAGCUACACUAUUCGCCGCACGUGGUCACCGCGUCACCGUCAUCACCACUCCCUCCUACGCCCAAAUCCUUCGCAAAUCCAGCCCCUCCCUCCUCCUCCAUGUCGUCGACUUCCCCGCCCAAGAAGCCGGAUUCCCCGGCGGCGUACAACUCAUGUCCGCCGCCAAUGACGAUGAAAGUGCCGGAAAGUUCUACCGCGACAGCAUGCUCCUCCGUGUCCCCAUCACCAGUUUCCUAGAGCAGCACCCACCAGAUUGCGUCAUCGCAGACUUCAUCCACUCCUGGGUACACGACGUAGCGAGCAAUCUCCGGAUAGCCAGACUCGCCUUCAACGGCUUCCCCCUCUUCACCGUGGCCGCCAUGGAGUCCGUGAUAUCGAACCCCGCACUUGUUUCCAACGCCGGCCCCGUCGUGAUCUUUGAUCUUCCCCACCGCAUCACCUUGUGCUCCAGACCACCCAAGGGGGUCACUACCUUCUUGGAGAGGCUCCUGAAAACAGAGAUGAAGAGCGACGGUCUCAUCGUGAACAGCUUCGUGGAGCUUGACGGAGAAGAGUACAUCCAGCACUACCAAAAAUGCAAGGCCCACAAAGCCUGGCAUCUUGGGCCAGCGUUUCUGGCUGCGAAAGUCGGUGAAGAGAGGGGCGAGAAGAGCGUGGUGAGUGAGGAGGAGUGUGUGAGUUGGCUGAACUCGAAGCAGGCGAAGUCUGUUGUGUACGUAUCCUUCGGUAGCGUGUGUCGGUUUCCGGAUAAACAGCUUUUCGAGAUGGCGUGCGGGCUGGAAGAAGCGGCCCAUAAUUUCAUAUGGGUGGUUCCGGAGAAGAAGGGGAAGGAGAACGAGAGCGAAGAGGAGAAGGCGAAGUGGUUACCGAAGGGGUUCGAAGAGAGGAACGCAGAGAAGGGACUGAUCAUCAGGGGGUGGGCCCCGCAGCUUGUUAUCCUGGCCCACAAUGCUAUUGGUGCCUUUCUGACUCACUGCGGUUGGAACUCUACUUUAGAGGCCGCUACAGCUGGAGUUCCCAUGCUGACGUGGCCGGUGUUAGGGGAUCAGUUCUACAACGAGAGGCUGGUUACCGAGGUACGUGGGGUGGCAGUGGAGGUGGGCGCCACCGAGUGGAGAGAGACCGGCUAUGGGGAGAGGGAGAAACUGGUCACCAGAGAUUGCAUCGAGAAGGCUGUGAGGAGGGUGAUGGACGGCGGUGAUGAAGCUGAGGAAAUGAGACGGCGUGCAAAGGAGUUAUCGGAUAAGGCUAAAGAAGCUGUUGGGGAUGGAGGGUCCUCUCACAAUAAUUUAACUGCGCUCAUUGCUCAUCUCACGCACCUCAGAGACACACGCUAAUCCUUAUGCCUUCACACUGCUCACCACUCACCAGAGUAACUUAGGCUUGUUGGUGCUUCUAUUAUCAGUCUUAUUCGUCGUAUUUUGAAUAAAUUUAGUAAUGUUAUCGUUUUCUUUCUUUAAUCAUCUUUUGUGCCAUCGAUACUUGUCCAGUGAUGAAGGCCACACAUGGAAAUGGAGGCUCUUUUAUUGCUGAACAACUCUGUUACCACUGCAUUUAACUUUCUCGCAUCAUUAUCUUACUCAAUUCAAAAA
This is a messenger RNA of Vigna umbellata (rice bean), 1768 nucleotides long. NCBI's taxonomy places the organism in Eukaryota, Viridiplantae, Streptophyta, Magnoliopsida, Fabales, Fabaceae. The record is from RefSeq and is a predicted model, not a curated record.